This is a messenger RNA of Sabethes cyaneus, 2997 nucleotides long. RefSeq lists its product as uncharacterized. Gene Ontology annotation, cellular component: extracellular matrix. Bases 1 to 2997 code for a protein of 998 amino acids. The record is from RefSeq and is a predicted model, not a curated record. The transcript is spliced from 6 exons. Lineage: Eukaryota; Metazoa; Arthropoda; Insecta; Diptera; Culicidae.
AUGCACAACGGAACAAUGAAAGACAAUGAACCCCGUAAUUAUAAACAAGACGUAUCAAGGUUAGCUUCCUUGCUUCUUCUGCUUCUACUGCCACUAGCUUUUGGGACGCGACUACCGGCAGCUGUGUUUGAGGACGUCUAUGAACUAGGACAGCCGAAUGUAGGUUAUCUCACCACUCGAGGAGAGCAGGAUGGCAUGCAAGCCUACCUGAACCGACGCAAUCGCCAGCUCGGCGAGGCAACUCUACCCGUGGUGUCAUCCUAUGCGGCGGCAUCCAGCGAGCGGUAUCAAAAUUUCGAGGAAAAUCAACAUGACCGCAUUCGAUUGGAGAAUCUUCGAGAGCUCAGUACAACCGGCAGACGAAAACGAUUGGAUCCAUCCACGGCAAAAACCUCCCCAUCAACGGCGACACGGCAUUCUAAAAAGGUUAACAUUGUACCGAGCGAAAUGAUUGCUUUCACUGUGGAUGAUGCGGUCCUCAAUCCAUCAAGCUUGGAACAAACCGUUGACGAAAGGUCAGAGGUGAACCAUAGAACCAAACGACAGGUUUCAGAUCGGAAGCCAAAGCGAAUCGAACCGACCCCAAAGGAGAUUUUUCGCUUCGAACUGAAAGAUGCCAUCAUAACAGAGAAACCACAGCUGCAAUCGGAGAAUAAAAGUAGAAGAAGACGAUCGGCGGAACCUGCCAAUAAGGAAGGUCGGGAAAUGGUUUCCUUUGAGUUGAAGGAUGCUAAAACCCCAGAGCGGGAUACCAUGCUGUAUCACAAACAGAUGAUGGAAGAGAAUCCGAACCUCAGAAUGCCUUUUACUACGUCGGACACCUACACGAGAAGUUCCGUCAAUGAAGAGAUUUCGGAGCGUCCUGAGUCAAGAAGACGGGAAGGUAAAAAGGAAAAACGUGACAGUCCCGAAGAAGAAACCGAUAUGACUACUGAGGAAUCUCGCCGGGUGAAGAUUGCUAGAGCAAAUAAGAAAAAGAUGGCAAACUACGAAGAUCUACCGUUGGGGGUUCAAAAGGCUAUCGAUAUAGCUAUUAAGGAAAAUGAACGAAUGAACGGUAAGACUAGUGGGGACGAAACUGCUAGAGGUGGUACUAAGUACUAUUACGGUGAUAAGAAACCGAAAGCGAAGAAACCUUUCAGUUCAACAACAAGCACAAAGAUAACUUCUUCCGGUCCUAAAGAAACAAAAUUACUGGCCAUCCCACAAAUGGAAACUGGAUUUGUGCCUAGUAAGUCACCUCAAACUGAGUCGGCCGAGAGUUUGAAACCAGAAAAAUCCACACCCGGAACUUGGUGGUCGUCUUCUUCUAACGUCCAUCGCCAGAAAAGGCUUCAUCAAAAACCUCUUUAUGCCCCUCUGGUCGUGAGUCCGCAAUACAUUAACACCUAUAAGCCAACGAUGGAAAGUCAUAAAAUGCAUGACCUACCGUCUGGAUAUCAAAACUCUAAGGAAAAUCCCUACGAUUAUUCGAGUAACUCAAAGGAAGCUGCAGGUGGUCAUGAUAAACCAAAUAUUCAAUAUGUGAUCAAAGAAGUUCCAGUGCCAAUGAGAAUCAAGGAGCCACGAACAAAAAUUACCGUUCAACCGACAAUUUCAAUUUCCUACGAUAAAGAUCCUACCGGACCGGAAGGCUCCUCCGGUGAAAGCCAUACGAACUAUAACAAUCCCUAUGGUCCCGUUGAGUUGCGCUACGAACAACCUAAAGAGCACAGUGAGUCAUUCCAUAAUCUGAAUAUUGUGGUACCCGAUUCAAAGGAACAAAACGAGCAAAAUUCCUAUUACAAUCAUGCAGAACAAGGAAAGCCCAGUGAAUCCUCGCAUUCUGGUGAAAAUUACGAGAAAACUGGCAGCAGCAUAGCGGCUCUUUCGGCAUUGAUCGGUAAGCGACCAACUGUUCAGCUGAGAGGUUUGAACAAUCUGCUCCACAUGCCUAUUCCAAUUGGAAAUCAGCAAGCACUGCAAACAAUGAAAACGAAAGUGCGACCACAAGACAGCACGGGACCGAUCAUGUUCCCAGAUGAUGGUUCCACUCCAAGACCAGAGCCGAAGAAAACCACCGGUUAUCGUAGCGUAAAAAUUGAAGACGGUCCAAAGAUCCUGUACGAAGAUCAUAGUUCCAGCGCAUUGUACCACACAGUGCAAAUGAAUCCCCAGCUACAGGUUCCUAUGACGAAAGAUUACACCCCGAUCAAGGAACAUGUUGCCGAUAUAUCCGACACGGACAUUGUGGGACCAACUUCGGCAACUCCCACUCAUGCAACGUACAUUAUCGGUUCAACAAUUCCGCCGCAAGGUAAAGCCAACAGCUACGAACAGCUGGACACCGGCAGUCACGAUGCCUCCCACUACCAGGAAUUGCAUGAAGUCCUCCCAACGCCGGAGCCCGUCAGUCUGCAGUAUCAAACAAGACAGAUUGAUCGCCAUCAACAUCAUAAACGCAACCAGUACCACCAUCAAGAGUAUGAAGAUCAUGCGGAUCAUCACCUGCAACACGAAGACAGUGAGGAUUUAGACGACUCGGAAGGCUACGCCUUCGGCUAUCGAGUACGUGAUUUCCACACCGGAAACGAUUUCGGGCACAUUCAAAACCGUGAUAACGGUGUAACCCGAGGAGAGUACCAUAUCCUGCUGCCGGAUGGUCGCGUACAGAACGUUCGCUAUACGGCCGAUGAUCAAGGAUUCCACGCUGAAGUUAGCUACGAAAGCGAGUGCAAACGAACUCCCGCAUUGCGAGUGGGUAAAGAUAAUCAGCCAAAACGGAUGCUGGUGGCAGAUUUGCACCGAAAGGUCACCAUUGCCGGCAAUCCGGUCGCUUACUUAGCCAUUGCUCGCAUUAUCUCGCACCCGUGGAAUGUGCUGCUGACAGCCGCACGCACACGUGAUUUUGAUAUUUCAAUAGCAUCGCUAAUCGUUGCAUCGCGCGGCCACCAGCAGCAGCAACAGGUAGGUAAUGAAGACGAAGACAAAGACGAAGGCGUGAACAUGGUCGGGUGA